UCACAGGGACUCAUGGAUCCAGAAGCUGCGACCAAUGGGACUGCUGUUACUGAGUUCAUUCUGCUGGGCCUCGUUGAAACAGAGAAGUUGCAGUCUCUGGUCUUUGUACUUUUCCUCUUUGCCUACCUGCUCACAGUUGGGGGCAACCUCAGCAUCCUGGCUGCCAUCUUGGUGGAGCCUAAACUCCACACCCCCAUGUACUUCUUCCUGGGGAACCUAUCCUUUCUAGAUGUUGGAUGUAUCACCGUCACUGUUCCUGCAAUGUUGGGUCGUCUGCUGUCCCACAAGCGUACAAUUUCCUAUGAUGCCUGCCUCUCCCAACUAUUUUUCUUUUACCUUAUGGCUGGUGUGGACUGCUUCCUGUUGACAGCUAUGGCCUAUGACCGAUUUCUGGCCAUUAGCCGGCCCCUCACCUAUAGCACCCGCAUGAGCCAUUCAGUCCAGUGGAUAUUGGUGGCUGUGUCCUGGGCCUGUGCCCUCACCAAUGCACUGAUCCACACUAUUGCCCUAACUACACUCAACUUCUGUGGUCCCAAUGAGGUCAAUCACUUCUACUGUGACCUGCCACAGCUCUUCCCGCUCUCUUGCUCCAGCACCCAACUCAAUGAGCUGCUGCUCUUUGCUGUUGUGGAGGGCAGGAAGAAAGCCUUCUUCACGUGUGGCUCCCAUCUCACUGUGGUUUGCCUCUUCUAUGGGACUGGUAUCUUCAACUACAUGCGUCUGGGUACAGAGGAGGCUUCAGAUAAGGAUAAAGGGGUUGGGAUUUUCAACACAGUUAUCAACCCCAUGCUGAACCCACUCAUCUACAGCCUCAGGAACCCUGAUGUUCAGGGUGCCCUGUGGCGGGUGUUUGUGGGGAGGCGGUUGUUGACCUGA
Messenger RNA from Myotis davidii, 876 nucleotides. RefSeq names its product olfactory receptor 3A3-like. NCBI's taxonomy places the organism in Eukaryota, Metazoa, Chordata, Mammalia, Chiroptera, Vespertilionidae. Gene Ontology annotation, molecular function: olfactory receptor activity; G protein-coupled receptor activity. Gene Ontology annotation, cellular component: membrane. The record is from RefSeq and is a predicted model, not a curated record. Gene Ontology annotation, biological process: G protein-coupled receptor signaling pathway.